Messenger RNA from Chaetomium fimeti, 1089 nucleotides. RefSeq names its product D-isomer specific 2-hydroxyacid dehydrogenase. The record is from RefSeq and is a predicted model, not a curated record. Gene Ontology annotation, molecular function: NAD binding. The transcript has 2 exons. NCBI's taxonomy places the organism in Eukaryota, Fungi, Ascomycota, Sordariomycetes, Sordariales, Chaetomiaceae. Bases 1 to 1089 code for a protein of 362 amino acids.
AUGUCUCGCCCAGUCAAGGUCGCCGUCCUCGACGACUACCAAGGGAUUUCUGAGCCCAAGUUCAAGGCCCUCGACCCAUCCAAAUACGAUGUCUCAUUCUUCAAGGACACGCUGCGCCCCUACAACCGCCCCGACACGCCUCAAGACGUGAAAGGCAACCUAGUCGCGCGCCUCGAACCCUUCACCGUAAUCUCCACCAUGCGCGAGCGCACCCCCUUCCCAAGCGAGCUCGUCUCCCGCCUACCCAACCUGCAGCUACUGCUCACAACAGGCAACCGCAAUCUGGCGCUGGACCUCGACGCCCUACAGGCGCGCGGGAUCCCCGUCGUGGGGACCGGCCACCGCGCGCCCCCCGGGAAGGCCGGGCCGGCCCUCGCAGACAGCACGACGGAGCACUGCGUGGCCAUGGUGCUCGCCGCGGCCCGCAACCUCGCCCAGGACGACGCCGCCGUCAAGUCCGGCGCUUGGCAGACCGCGCCCGCCGUCAGCUUGCGCGGGAAGGUGUUUGGCGUGGUGGGCCUCGGCCGUCUCGGAGUGGCUGUCGCGCGCAUCAUGAGUGUUGGGUUCGGUAUGCGUGUGGUUGCGUGGAGUGAGAAUCUGACGCAGGAGCGCGCUGAUGAGAGGGCUCGGGAGGCGGGGCUGCCGGUGGAGGAUGCUGAGGGUCGGAAGACGUUCGCGGCGGUCGGGAAGGAGGAGUUAUUCCGGACUGCGGAUGUGGUCAGCAUGCAUCUGGUGCUGUCGGAUCGCUCUCGGGGGAUUGUUACGGCAGCGGACCUGGAGAUGAUGAAGUCGACAGCUAUCUUUGUCAAUACAUCUAGGGGCCCGCUAGUGGUGGAGGAGGAUUUGCUGGGUGUGCUAGAGAAGGGCGGCAUCCGGGCAGCGGCGCUGGAUGUGUUUGAUCUGGAGCCACUGCCCCUAGACAGUCGGUGGAGGACAACGAAAUGGGGCCAGGACGGGCGAAGCCGGGUACUGCUGACGCCACACAUGGGAUAUGUCGAAGAGGCCACACUAAAUGCGUGGUAUGACCAACAAGUCGAAAGCCUCCAGCGGUGGGAGAAGGGCGAGGAGUUGGUCGAGCGUCUGUGCUAG